AUGAGCAAUGCUGAGAUAAUCAGUUCUACAAAUCUUAUAAUUCUGCUAGAGGAUGAAAUCUUUGCUGAUUUUUUCAAUACAUUUCUUUCUCUUCCGGUCUUUGGUCAGACACCAUUUUACACUGUUGAAAAUUCACAGUGGAGCUUGUGGCCAGAAAUACCUUAUGACUUGAUUCCAAAGUACAAAGGAUUAUUGACCUGGUUGGAAAAAUACCGGUUACCCUUCUUCUGUAAAACCAACUUGUGUCUCCAUUACAUUCUCUGUCAGGAGCUCAUCAGUUUCAUUAAGUCCCCAGAAGGAGCCAAGAUGAUGAGAUGGAGAAAAGCAGACCAGUGGCUACUCCAGAAGUGCAUUGGUGGAGUCAGGGGGAUGUGGCGCUUCUGUACCUACCUCAACAGCAGUACAGGUGAAGAGCUGGUGGAUUUCUGGAUCCUUGCUGAGAGGAUUUUGAGCAUUGAUGAGAUGGACCUGGAAAUGAGAGACCACUAUCUGUCCCUUCUCCUUGUACUGAAGGCUACCCAUCUGCAGGAAGGCUCAAAAGUAGUAACUCUCUGCAACAUGAACAUCAAGUCCCUCCUGAACCUCUCCAUCUGGCAUCCCAACCAGUCAACCACCAGGAGGGAGAUCCUGAGCCACAUGCAGAAAGUGUCUCUGUUCAAACUUCAGAGCUAUUGGCUCCCCAACUUUUACAUCCAUGCCAGGACGAUUAUGGCCAAGGAGGAAUCAUGCCAAGGUUUGAUGCAGGAAUAUGAGACUCGCCUGUGCACUGUUUGCUGUACUCAUGUAGGAGGACUCCCUCUAAACAUGAGCAUCAAGAAGUGCCAUCACCCCCAGAAACAGUACUCGAGCAGGAAGACCAAGAGGAGGAUGUGGCGAUUGAUAGACCAUGGCUCUACUCUGGAAAUGGAUACUAAGCCAGAUGCCAACAUUAUUCCACCCCAGGAGAUGUGUUCUAAGGAGGACGUAUACAAAUACCUACAAAUGCCUUCCCCAAAAGUGACUUCUUCAAAAGAGCGAAUAAUCAGUUCCCUGGAAAAGGAUAUUCUCUGUGCCAGGAAGUCCAGCAUGAAGAAGAAAUCCAAAAGCCACCUCCACAUGGAGGGCCUCUUUGAGACAGCAUUCUCUACACAUCUGAGGACUGUCACCCCCAUCAUCAAUCACUCCCCCCAGAUGACUAUCAAGAAGUCCAUUAAGCAAAGCAUUUCCUUAGGGUACACCCACUGGGCCUUGAGUGCUGAUGCCUAUGCAGGGAGUCCCUUCCGGGACCACCUGAAAAAGCAGGAUUUGAAAGUGGAGAUCCAACUCCUGGACCUCUGGCAGGAGCUGCACCAUUUCCUCAGUGUCCUGAUGAGUACCAGGAAGACUGGGAAUGCCACCUUUCGGCACAUGCUGGGCAACCGAAUUUGUGAGCUCUAUCUGAAUGAACAGAUUGGUCCAUGCCUACCACUCAAAUCACAAACCAUUGAAGGCCUGAAGGAGAUGCUGCCUUCUGGGGAAGUAAACCCCUGGAUACCCAGAGCCCAGAGAGAGAUCUGCAAGAUGCUCAGCUCCUGGUAUGAUGAAUUCCUGGAUGAAGAGGACUACUGGUUUCUCAUUUUUACAACCACGUUCAGCAGCAGCAGAUGGCAUAAAAAAGGAUCUAUAAAUAAAGAAGAGAACAUUCUUCUUUAUAAGAGGUGUGAGGAAUCCCUGGAGUUAAGCCAGGGUUUGGCUAACAUGGAGAAAAUGGAUUCUAUGCAAUGGCAAAAGAUAGCUACUGAGGACCUGAGACAAUGCGGGUCUCUCCAGGUAGAACUGAACUCUCCAGUGUUCCAAGCAGACAUAGAGAAAAUGUCCUUUGAGGAACUCUGCUAUAAGUAUCCAAAGGUGGCCAUACAGAGAAUCAGUGAUGACUACAAAAUAUAUUGUGAAAAAGCACCUAAAACAGAUUUUGCAGUGGAAAUUGUCAGAGAACCAAAGGUGCUUUCACCCUCAUAUAGGAAAAUGUCUUUCUUCAGAAAGACUGGUGUAAGGAAGCCCUCGUUAAGACCCAGAAACUUAACAGAAGUCCUCCUAAAUACACACCACUUGGAGUUCUUCAGGGAGUUUCUCAAAGAACGGAAGGCUGAAAGCCCCUUGCAAUUCCUGGUAGCCAUACAUAAGAUCAGUAUUGAGACAAAUGAAAAAAUGUACAAGUCUCUCUUUGAAAAUAUAAUCAAGACUUUCUUCCAUGGCAAAGUCUCUGCUGAAGAAAUACUGCAGUGUGAUGCUCCUAUUAUCAAAGAAAUCUCUCACAUGCGUCAUGUCAGCACAACCACAUUGUUUAUGCUACAGGGCUUUGUCAUGAAAUCUCUGGAAGAAAAGUGGUUUAAAGAUUACCAAGAGCUGUUCCCACCUCAUCCUCAGGAAGGAUUUACUGACGUACAAACUUCUAAGAAGCCCUCAAAAACCACAACUCACCUGCAGGAAUCCCAGAAGAGAGGCUGGAUAAAAAUGAUUAGCUUUAUUAAGAGCUUUUGCAAGUACCGCAGAUUUAUGUCUGAUCCCAGGAAGUGCCAUGAAUUUGAAGAAUAUCUUCACCUAGAAGUGCAAAAUAACAAGGAAAAUUUCUCCACGUCACCAAAUUCAUCAGGACGUCCAACCACAUAUGCCACAAAUGUCCGGAAUGCAGACCUUGAGAAUGGUGAUAUAAUCCUUAUGAAGCGCCGUAUAUUUGGCCACAGAAUUAUCAUUGUCAACUUUGCAAUCAAUGAUUUAUAUUUUUUUUCUGAAAUGGAAAAGUUUAAUGAUUUGGUGAGUUCAGCUCACAUGCUGCAAGUCAACCGGGCAUACAAUGAGAAUGAUGUGAUCCUAAUGAGGUCCAAAAUUAACAUCAUCCUAAAGCUCUUCCUGCAUUCUGAAAUCCCUCCAAGGCUGAGGGUAAACAUCUCUGAAUCCCAGAAGGAUGCCAUCCUUGCUGCCAUUUCAGAGGGCCACCUAGAUCGGAACAUCUUCCACGGGCCUAUCAUGUCUCUCUUCCCUGUCAUUAUGUACUUCUGGAAAAGGUAACUAUUUCCCUUUGCCCGAG
Molecule: messenger RNA, 3046 nt
Organism: Nyctereutes procyonoides (raccoon dog)
Lineage: Eukaryota; Metazoa; Chordata; Mammalia; Carnivora; Canidae
Gene: RGSL1
Product: regulator of G protein signaling like 1
Exons: 18
Coding region: 1-3027 (1008 amino acids)
Source: RefSeq, a predicted model, not a curated record